Molecule: messenger RNA, 504 nt
Organism: Aphanomyces astaci
Lineage: Eukaryota; Oomycota; Saprolegniomycetes; Saprolegniales; Verrucalvaceae
Exons: 3
Coding region: 1-504 (167 amino acids)
Source: RefSeq, a predicted model, not a curated record
AUGAUCGUCGUGGGCGACGACAUCUCCUUCAGUCACGACCAAUUCGAGGGACUGAUCCUUGAGCGCACGCUUCGAAGGGUCGGCAUCAAGGCGACCGACGCCGCGAACCCCAUCACUUCCGUCGCACCAACCCCGUAUGGCCCGAGGGGGCGACGGGAGGGGGGUCGAAGGGGCCCAACACCUUGUCGGCAAUAUUCGUCGAGGAAACACCCGCAGCGCCACGAGGUGGUGGCUCAGAGAAGAUCGUCGCUGCCGCUCCAUUUUCCCAAAGCACGGGUGCUGGUCACGCCCCUGCGCAUCAUGCCGGAAGCCCCCGAAGCCGACCAAACCAACCGCGUGUUGCGCCAGUACGGCUACUUGGUCAACCUCUCCAAAGUUCCCGAAUUACGUGGAAAACCCGACCAAGGAAAGCUAAGUGUCGGAGGCGAUCCUGGGCCAAAUCUGCCGCCGCGCCAUACAAGCACGUUUCCCAGCGACGAAUCCCGAUCGCACGUGAGGCCAUGA